GUUCGGGUCGGUUCGGUGGCCGCUGUGGCGUUACUAACCUAGUAACGGCUGGUUAGCUCAUUAGCCAGCUAACGGCCAAGUGUUAACGGUUUCCUAGUAAGUGAACCGAGUUAGCUCGGAUAACAAGGUUGGUGUCCGCUCCUUGUGAGGCUAUCCACGAUGGCGAUGGAGUAUUUGGUUACAGGUGUGUCUCAUAAAGUUGACUGGCAGUAAAGCGGUCCUAUGAUGGAAGAGCUUCAUGACGUCCAGCUGACUGAGAUCAAACCACUUCUGACAGGACAGAAUGGGAGAAAUCUGCAGGACUUUGACUGUCAGGAGCACGAUGUGGAAACAGCCCACGGUGUGCUGCACGUUACCAUGAGGGGAGUUACUAAGGGCAACCGACCCACAAUCCUGACCUACCACGACAUCGGACUUAACCAUAAGUCUUGUUUCAACAGCCUGUUUAACUACGAGGACAUGCAGGAAGUGACACAGCAUUUCUCAGUUCUGCAUGUUGAUGCUCCAGGACAGCAGGAGAAUGCUCCCAUAUUCCCCACCGGGUACCAGUACCCCACCAUGGAUGAGCUGGCUGAGAUGCUGCCAUCUGUCCUGACACAGCUACAGGUGAAGAGUGUAAUUGGUAUCGGUGUUGGAGCUGGAGCCUACAUCCUCACCAAAAUGGCUCUGAAUGAUCCCAGUCUGGUGGAGGGUUUAGUUCUGAUCAACAUUGACCCCUGUGCCAAGGGCUGGAUGGACUGGGCUGCUUCUAAGCUGAGCGGCUGGACGAGCAACCUGGUCGACAUCAUCAUGGGACACCACUUCAGCACUGAUGAGUUAACAGAGAACAAGGAGAUCAUCCAGACGUACAGACUGCACAUUUCUCAGGAUAUACCGCAGGAUAACCUGGCUAUGUUCUACAACAGCUAUGACAGUCGUACUGAGUUGCAGAUGGAGCGGCCGGUCCCUGGUCUGAAUGAAAACACAGUCACCACACUCAGGUGUCCUGCUCUGCUGGUGGUUGGAGACACGUCGCCUGCUGUUGAUGUCGUGGUGGAGUGUAACUCCAGACUGAACCCCACCAAGACCACCCUGCUCAAGAUGGCAGACUGUGGAGGACUUCCUCAGGUGGUGCAGCCUGGAAAACUAGCAGAGGCCUUCAAGUAUUUUGUCCAGGGGAUGGGCUACAUGCCCACAGCUGGUAUGACCCGGCUGGUUCGCUCCAGGACUCACUCGGCCUCCAGCGUGGGCUCCACCGACGGCGUCCGGAGCCGCAGCACGACCAACGCGCUGGCAGAGGGCGCUAACGCCACCAGCCCCGAACACACAGCACCACACACCAUCGAAAUGACCGCGUAGGACUGCUCCUGCUCCGUUUUCUCCAUCUAGACCUCGCGCUUCUACUUCUUUUCUUCUGCUCCUCAGAUGCCGUGUUCAUCUGAACUUAAAUCCUUCCAGGACGCAGCCCAACAGUCCUGCUGUGUUAGUUGUAAACGUUCUUCCCAAAUUGCUGAAAAAUGUCACAUCUAACAUCAUUUAAAGUAGAGAUGACUGCUGUCAGAAGUCCCUCUCCUAAUAUCUUCCCAGUGAGCGUAGGGAGUUUAGAUCUGAGCGGUGUCAUAAACGUUGUGGCGCCAGCAGCCCUGUUAGCUCUGUUAUCCUGUGCUCUUUAGGACGCUGAUGUUGGCUCGUAGUUUCACUCCUUCCUCUCUGGAGCCAGACGGUUGGUGACGGCGUAGAUGUAACUGUGCGUGGAGUUCAGCCGGUUCAUAUUUGUAUACAGUUGUGUCGUAUUUCUAAAGUAGACUGUUCUUCAGGUGGUUUUCUCAGGUCAGACCAGAUUUUCACAUUACUCUUCUCUUCCUUUAGUUUGGUCCUGAUCUCUUCUUUUUAUUAUUACUCUUAUUAUAAUCAUCAUUAUUUUGUUAUGAUUGUUGUUCACGGUGGUGCCGUUGGCUGAUACGGAGCUUGCUUCUGAAAUGAUGAACCUUUUUCCUACCUGUAAGACUGCAGCUGUAAUUGACCCCAAAAUAAUCGCCCCUCCCACCCUGGGAUGCCCGAGCCAGGGGAAUUUGAUGGGAGACAAGUUUUAACAACAGCGAAACAAAAUCAAAAUAUGAAUAAAAACUCAGGUAUUUAACUACACGUGCAGAACAGUCUGACUCAAAUCCAGUUCUGAUCCACAUUUUUCGAAAGAAAAACACUGUCAAGAUCGUUUUAAACUGUGCUGUCGGUUGCUCUGUUUGGAAUCAGAAACUCCGAACGACGCUCUUGUUACUUUAAACGGCCCGAAUAGCUCUUCUAAGCGCGGUAACUUUUUUAACGAACAAAAAUAACUUCAGAAGCCGUGAAACUUGUAUUAUCGUCACAUUCAAGUCACAGAGCGUCUCUUAUUCUGAAAAAUAAAUACGUUGAUUAACAACACUGAUGGCCCGUCUUAAGAUGUCUCCAGAAACCUCAGACCCUUCUAACCGUGGGGAUAAAAAAGUGUCCCUGCUGCUGCAUCAUACAAAAGAUUUUAAUGAAGUGAUUCUGUGACUUUUCCCCAUUCCAAACCAAGAUGGUAGCAGGAAGUGACAUUUCCUUCUCAAUUUGUAUGACGUGGACCGAAAUUCAGAAGUUUUGUUUGUUUCCAUUGAUUGACUUUUUAAAUAUUUUUUAUUUCUAUACGAACAGGAUUCUGGAAAUACCUUCAGAACAAUGAUGAAUGUCAAACAACCCUCUUGGUAUUUCUCCGAAAAUCUAAAGCUUAGUUCUGUGACAUGAAUGUAACGUGAAUACGUGAGAGGCACAAACGGGGACUAAACGUGUGCAGGAGUUAAUUCAGGUUCAUAUUUUAGAUCGGACACCUUUCAUGGCUUCAUGUCUUAGUCAACUUCAGGUUUUUUCCUUUCUGUCAGCCACACUUUUUUAUUUAUUAUUUAGUAAGACUGGAUACUAAGACAAACACUGCUGGAUAUAGUGGAUUUGAUUCAGUUCAGUUUGCUCUAUUUCAGCAGGAUCGCUCAGUUUCAAAGCUGCUUUCUUGGAAGUCGUCAGUACAGACUGUCACACAAACAGUAAAACUGAGAGUGAUUUCAAACACAUCUCAGGAUACCUGAGUCUUUGUUUAUGCGGCAGACGUUCAGAUGUUGUUAUGCUGAUGUUAAAACCGGACUUUAAAGUGAAUUGUGUCAGAAGUGGCUACCGCUGGUAUCCCAGGCCGUGGGGGGAGAAUAAUUGAUUGAAAACAAAGCUCUUUAAGUGAUUCCUUCCUUCAGAGCAGAUCUUGAACCCCGCCCCGACCUGUGACCUGGUCUGUUCCUUUUCUACAGCUGUACGUGAUUUUUUUUUUUUCUCUUUUCUUUCCCCAGAAGCUCCCUGCUCUGUUCAUUAGGCCCGUCGGCAGCAUGCUCGUUGUGGAGUUUUGGCAUGCAAACUGUUCAGUGGUCUAGUGAGUAACUGAUGUUGUCCAGCGUCUCUAAGCUCGGGGGGGGUGUCCUCCACAUAAAAACAAUGCUGAUGUUUCAUUUCCUACAUGGUGUCGUUGCAGUUCCAGUUCUUGUCUCUGGACUGGGUUUCGGCUGAGUUCAUUUUCUGGUCCGAGCUCAUUGAGCGAGGCACCAUCGCUGCCUUCUGAAAACCCAGUGUCUCCAGAACAUUCAUGCUCCGCGAGUCCAGAAAAACAGCAGAGUUCUCAGCCUUGUCACGCAGCAGUAAAUUAUCUGAAAAAUUCAAACCGAAUUUAGAUACUUCAUUUUCACUGGACAGCGAUAACGUGUUGAUUAUUGAUCAUCAUACUGGACAGCACGUGUUUGGCCUCGGUCACAUUUAUGUGGUGAAUGUGGUUCCUGAUGAGGAGCCGAUGAGCUCUGCCCCGAUGGUCGUUGAAGCUGUGGGUCAGAGUCACGUUGCUCGUCCUGCUCCCGCUGACCUGUUGGUCCCUGCUGUCUCGGUCUCAUACUCCGAUUUUCUUCUGCUCUCCGUUGUGUUGCCGCAUGGUCGGGGUGAUGCCGCCCCCUGCUGGAGGACUCAAGACAUGAAUCCUGGUGUUUGUGCGCAGCCUUUAAAACGGCUCUUAUUAGACGUUCAGAACGGUUUGGUUUCCAGUCUGUACUUAAAACAUACUAAUGAGGCGCUUCCUUGAUCAACACGGUCGACCCGCAACCUGUUAGUCCGGUUCAGACGAAGUCACCUGUAGACAAGAGGCAAAUAUUUACUUAUUCUAUUCUAUAUAUACUCAGUGUAAUUCUGCCGUCUGUUAUUGUUCUUAAUAUUUAUUACAACUAUUACUUUUGAGAUUUGUACUGAAGCAUCAGUAGCUGUUGUGUUACACUGAGGUUUGUACCUACUAGAUGUUGUUCCAUGACUUUGGAUGUAAACAAGGUUUGUAAUGAAAUAAAGUUUGUUCUCCGAAAACACGGUUUGACCUGAACAUUCAGGAAAAAGUUUGCAUGUUACUUCUGUAAAAGUAGCAACACUACUAUGUAAAAAGACUUAGUCCUGAAUUUAGAAAUCUAAAGUAUAGGAACAUCAGUACUACAGCAAAGUAUUGUGAACAAAAGAACUUAUUAUGUAAGAGAGUGUUGUUAUUGAUUUAUAUUAUUGGAUCAUGUUUCUGAUGGACCACUGUGCAAGCAGAAUUUUACUGUUGUAGUUUGUUAGUUUAACCAAGCAGCAUAUUGUAUUUAAUAAACU
Xiphias gladius (swordfish) is the source of this 4656-nucleotide messenger RNA. Its product is annotated as protein NDRG3-like. NCBI's taxonomy places the organism in Eukaryota, Metazoa, Chordata, Actinopteri, Istiophoriformes, Xiphiidae. Gene Ontology annotation, biological process: signal transduction. Bases 223 to 1338 code for a protein of 371 amino acids. Gene Ontology annotation, cellular component: cytoplasm. The transcript is spliced from 16 exons. The record is from RefSeq and is a predicted model, not a curated record.